ACAGACACUUACAUAGGAAUAGCACUAAAAGCAGAGACCCCCUUCUCUCUCUUGAACUUCUCCAUUUGCAGACGAAGAACUUGAAAUUUGGAAAAAACAAGUUUUCAAUUUGAGGAGAAAGGAGAUAGUUUUAGCUUCCCUCCUUCUUUUGAAGAAAUUGACUAGAUGCUGGUUAGCAUUAACCUUCAAUUUUUGUCGGUUGCCUGAGAAAGGAUGCCAAACCAGCUAUGGUUUGCACUGCUAAUGAUUUAUCAGCAUGGAAGGACUUCCCAAAGGGCCUCAGGAUCCUUCUUCUUGAUCAGGACAAGGAUUCUGCUGCGGAGUUAAAAUCAAAGCUCGAAGCAAUGGACUAUAUAGUUUCCACCUUCUGCAAUGAAAAUGAAGCUCUAUCAGCAGUUUCAAGCAGGCCUGAAAGCUUUCAUGUUGCCAUUGUAGAGGUCACUGCAAGCAAUGACAAUGGAAAUUUCAAGUUUCUUGAAACUGCCAAGGACUUGCCUACCAUUAUGAUUUCAAACAUUAAUUGCUUGAGCACCAUGAUGAAGUGCAUAGCGCUAGGUGCAGUUGAAUUCCUUAGAAAACCACUCUCUGAGGAUAAACUGAGGAAUCUAUGGCAGCAUGUAGUUCAUAAGGCAUUUAAUGCAGGGAGGAAUGUUCUCUCAGAUUCACUAAAACCUGUUAAGGAAUCUGUGGUUUCCAUACUACAUCUAGAAUUGGAAAAUGGAAAACCCAAGGAUGAGAACUUACCAAAAACAGAGGAUGCAUCAAAUGAUUCUGUGCAGUCACCACGCAGUGACAAGUAUCCAGCUCCUUCAACUCCACAAUUAAAACAGGGAGAAAGAUUGUUGGAUGAUGGAGAUUGCCAAGAUCAUACAAACUGCUCAACAGAAAAAGAGAGUGCGGAGCUAGAUGGAGAAUCCAAAUCUGUCGAAACUUCAUGCGGCAAUUCAGUUGUGGAAGUAACUGUCCCUGUCAGCCAAACUCAGACAAUAAGAAAGACUGUUGUCAAAAAGGAGGAUGACUUAGCAGAUAGUUCCAAGAGUGAGGGUUCCACAUAUCCUAGUCCACUAAACAAAACCAAUCAAAAAGACUCUCUUGUUGUUGCUGAAAAGCCUGCCACAACUUCUGGUCUUCAUAAUUCUUGUGCAAAUAAAGCUAAUAAAAAGAAACUUAAGGUAGACUGGACACCUGAACUGCACAAAAAGUUUGUACAGGCAGUGGAGCAACUAGGUGUAGAUCAAGCCAUCCCUUCUCGAAUACUAGAGCUGAUGAAAGAAGAGGGUUUGACAAGGCAUAAUGUUGCAAGUCAUCUUCAGAAAUAUCGAAUGCAUAGGAGACAUAUUUUGCCCAAGGAGGAAGAUGGAAGAUGGCCACAAAGAGAUCAUGCACCAAGGAGUUAUUAUCCGCAUAACCCUAUCAUGGCCUUUCCUCCAUAUCACCCUAAUCACACACUUCCUGCCAGUCAGCUCUAUCCCAUGUGGGGAGCUCCUCCUCACCCAGCUAGUGUCCAUGUGUGGGGCUCACCUGGUUAUACCCCUUGGCAACCUUCUCAAAGUAGUUGGCAUUGGAAGCCCUAUCCAGGGAUGCAUGCUGAUGCAUGGGGUUGUCCUGUCAUGCCGCUGCCACCUCAAAGUUUUUGUUCUUCAUUCCCUCAGAAUGCAGCUGGAUUUCACUGCUCCAGCAAUAGCUUCCCGCAAGAUUCUUUUGACUUAAAACCGGAAGAAGAGGUACUCGACAAGGUUGUGAAAGAGGCAAUAAGCAAGCCAUGGCUGCCAUUGCCUUUAGGCCUAAAAGCUCCUUCCACGGAGAGUGUGCUAGCCGAGCUCUCUAGACAGGGUAUCUCCACCAUCCCUCCCCACACCAAAGGCUCUAACGAGUGAUGACUUGGCAACAGGUCAGCUGGUCCGACCAUUGUCAAUUUACCAUAUCAUCAUCAAAGAUAAAAAUCUUCAAUGCACAAGCACUCAAAUCAAUUGCUACGGACCAGCCACCUAUCUGCCCCUAUCACCACUUGAUCUUCAAGGUCAACUCAACCCAACAUAGUAUCAUGACCUUGUAAGCACUGACAUAAUGCCAAUUAGUACACGGAAGAAAAAGUCUUCCUGAUCCUAUCCAAUGCCACUGUGGCAAAAAAGGCACGGCUGAGGAAGGGCCAAGUGCUUACAUUUUGCACCCCAUGAAGAAUGUAUGGUUGUGUAUGUAGCCUAGGAUGAAAACAAGACCGUAGUUGGUAAAGGUCUGGCCAUUUUGUAUGUUUCUGAUCAGAGGUUGAUAAGGUGGUGGGGAAUAACUUUGGUGCUGGAUCUGGGUUGGGGGGACCUCCUGGGAUUUGUUGUAGGAUAAUGGGGACGAUGCUACAGGGAUAUUUUGUUGUAUAAGAAUGACAUCAUAGCUUGAAUUGGAUACUGAUAAUGGUCUUUUCAUAUAGUUGGAAAUUUAGUGUAUGACACUUCAGCUUCAGGCCUUUGGAGCUAGAAAAGGACAUGUGCCACCUAUAAACUAAUGCCCCUCCU
Rubroshorea leprosula is the source of this 2510-nucleotide messenger RNA. The record is from the annotation of a GenBank genome assembly. NCBI's taxonomy places the organism in Eukaryota, Viridiplantae, Streptophyta, Magnoliopsida, Malvales, Dipterocarpaceae.